AUGAACUUCUACUUCAACUAUCUAACUCGCUGGCCAGAAUGCUGCGCUGUUGCCGAAGCCAUCGAUGGAAGCAUCGCAGGAUACAUUAUCGGGAAGGUUGAGGGCAAUGGUCAGGAGUGGCACGGCCACGUCUCCGCAAUUUCCGUUGCACCGGAGUUUCGCAGAACUGGUGUAGCAAAUCGCUUAAUGGAAUAUCUCGAGGAGGUCAGCGAGAAGGUGCAUGACUGCUAUUUUGUGGACCUCUUUGUGCGGCCAACAAACACAGAUGCACUCAAAUUCUAU
This is a messenger RNA of Symbiodinium pilosum, 282 nucleotides long. NCBI's taxonomy places the organism in Eukaryota, Dinophyceae, Suessiales, Symbiodiniaceae. The record is from the annotation of a GenBank genome assembly.